Molecule: messenger RNA, 2411 nt
Organism: Durio zibethinus
Lineage: Eukaryota; Viridiplantae; Streptophyta; Magnoliopsida; Malvales; Malvaceae
Source: RefSeq, a predicted model, not a curated record
ACAAGUUUUUUUCGAUUCUAUUCUUCUGCGUUAUAUAGUGACGAUAAACAUUCUACUGACAAUUUCAAGGCGUUUCUUCUUUACGCUUCAAAGCCAUAAUGACUUCUUCAGUCCCCCAACUUGUCGGCCCGCCGGCGAUGUUGUUGGGUGAACCACCUUUCAACCUCUCCUUCACCACCACUAUCAACUCCGCUCUGGAAUCUCUAACAACCCAAGACGUGGACUUAAGCCUCACAGGAGAACCACCGAGGGGCAGAACGGAAAAUUUCUCUCCAACUUUUCUUUCAUCUGGUAACCCCUGUUUGGACUUUUUCUUCCACGUGGUUCCUGAUACGCCAUCUGAUCAGUUAAUCCAACGACUGGAAUUUGCUUGGGCCCAUGACUCUUUAACUGCUCUUAAAUUGAUUUGUAAUCUCAGGGGUGUAAGAGGGACGGGCAAAUCUGAUAAAGAAGGGUUUUAUACUGCAGCGAUUUGGCUUUUUAGUAAGCAUCCCAAAACCCUUGCUUUUAAUCUUAGGGCUAUUGCGGAAUUUGGGUAUUUUAAGGAUUUUCCAGAGAUUCUUUAUCGGAUUCUGGAAGGACCCGAAUCGAGAAAGAUCCAGAAAGAAGAAUGGAAAGAUAGAAAAAGAGAAGGGAAAAGGUUUUCUAGGAAAAUGAAUAAUUCGGGAAAAUUUAAGCAAGAAAGUGAUGGUAAAAUAGAGUUGUCGGAUAAGGAAAUUGAUGGGGUUUUAGAAAAUGUGGAGGAAAUGGGUAGUGGAAUUGACAAAGAGAAAGCUAGGAUUUUGAGGAAAGAGAGGGAGAAAGUGAAAGCGAAAAAGGCUUUAGAUAAGUACAAUUCUGAUUCUAGUUAUAGGUUUUUGUUUGACUGUGUUGCUGAAUUGUUUGCUGACUACUUGAAAUCUGAUAUUAAGUAUUUGAAUGAUGGGAAAUUGUUUGAUAUAAGUUUAGCUGCGAAAUGGUGUCCUUCGAUUGAUUCAUCUUAUGAUAAGGCUACUUUGAUAUGUGAGGGGAUCGCACGGAGAGUUUUCCCUCGUGAUAGUGAGAAAGAGUAUGAGGGUUUGGAGGAAGGGCAUUAUGCAUAUAGGGUUAGGGAUAGAUUGAGGAAACAAGUGCUUGUUCCAUUGCAUAAGGCACUUGAGUUGCCAGAGGUUUACAUGAGUGCAAAUGCAUGGAACUCGCUUCCUUACAAUAGGGUGGCCUCUGUGGCAAUGAAGACUUACAAGGAGUUGUUUGCGAAGCAUGAUAAUGAAAGGUUUCAGGAGUAUCUUGAGAAUGUGAAGACUGGGAAGGCGAAGAUUGCUGCAGGAGCAUUGCUUCCCCAUGAAAUAAUUGGGUCAUUGAAUGAUAAAGAUGGUGGGGAAGUUGCUGAGCUGCAGUGGUCUAGAAUGGUAGGAGAUCUUGCUAAGAAGGGGAAGCUGACAAAUUGUAUUGCAGUUUGUGAUGUUUCUGGGAGUAUGUCAGGGAUACCAAUGGAGGUUUCUGUGGCACUUGGUUUGUUGGUUUCUGAGCUCAGUGAGGAGCCAUGGAAGGGAAAAGUGAUUACUUUUAGUGAGAAUCCAGAGCUUCACUUGAUUGAAGGAGAUACUCUUAAAGCCAAGACUCAGUUUGUGAGGAACAUGGAGUGGGGUGGUAAUACAGAUUUUCAGAAAGUUUUUGAUCAAAUAUUAGCAGUUGCAGUGGAAGGAAAGCUCAGUGAAGAGCAGCUUAUAAAGAGGAUAUUUGUUUUUAGUGAUAUGGAAUUUGAUGAAGCCAACCGUUGUAAAUAUUUGGAGCACUUGUAUAGUAGUGUUAACAAUGCUGAAGAUGGAGAGAAUUUUGAGAAUUGGGAGAAGUCUUGGAAGAAAAGGGUGGAGCUUCUUAAGGAGUGGGAGCAGAAUCGAAAGGCCAUGAUGCAAAAGGAGUGGGAGACAGAUUAUGAAGUUAUACAGAGGAAGUAUCGUGAAUGUGGGUACAAUAGGGUGCCAGAGAUUAUAUUUUGGAACCUGCGAAACUCAUCUUCCACUCCAGUGGUUGCUAAGCAGAACGGAGUGGCAAUGGUGAGUGGUUUUUCAAAGAAUAUACUGACUUUGUUCUUGGAUGAAGGUGGGAUUGUGAACCCUGAGCAGGUCAUGGAAUUUGCCAUAAGAGGUGAAGAAUACAAGAAACUUGCUGUUUAUGAUUGACGUGUAAAAGUUCUUGUCAAUUGUGGCAUGGAUUAUGAAUAGUUGUUCUUUCUAUUAAAAUUACUGGUGAAAUCUAAUACAGACAAAGGUUUUGAAUAAUUAAUUUUUGUUUGUUUUUAAAACAGUGCUGAUUUAGUUUAUCCAAGGUUUUGUUGUCCUGGUUAUUUACUAUUCAUUUUAACGAUUGACAGAUUGAGGCUGCUGCUGUUUGACUAGUAGUAGUUUUAAAAUAAAGCAUUGCUCCUUCUC